Molecule: messenger RNA, 4215 nt
Organism: Pelodiscus sinensis (Chinese soft-shelled turtle)
Lineage: Eukaryota; Metazoa; Chordata; Testudines; Trionychidae
Gene: ANKRD44
Product: ankyrin repeat domain 44
Molecular function (GO): protein binding
Source: RefSeq, a predicted model, not a curated record
GCUGGGGGAGCCGCAGGCGCCUCUGCUCCGCCGCGCUCCAAGCUGCAUGUGCCGCGGCAGGAUGGCCGUGCUCAAACUCACCGAGCAGCCACCACUGGUCCAAGCAAUAUUCAGCGGUGAUCCAGAGGAGAUACGGAUGUUGAUCUACAAAACUGAGGAUGUUAAUGCUCUGGAUGGGGAGAAACGCACCCCGCUUCAUGUCGCAGCUUUUCUGGGGGAUGCAGAGAUCAUUGAGCUCCUCAUUUUGUCAGGGGCUCGUGUCAAUGCCAAGGACAAUAUGUGGCUGACCCCUCUUCAUCGGGCAGUUGCCUCAAGGAGCGAAGAAGCAGUACAGGUAUUGAUUAAGCAUUCAGCGGAUGUUAAUGCUCGGGACAAGAACUGGCAGACCCCGUUGCAUGUGGCAGCUGCGAACAAAGCCGUGAAGUGUGCAGAAGUAAUCAUUCCAAUGCUGAGCAGUGUCAACGUCUCUGACAGAGGGGGGCGCACCGCAUUACACCAUGCUGCUCUCAACGGACACAUCGAGAUGGUGAACUUACUUUUAGCCAAAGGGGCAAACAUCAAUGCUUUUGACAAAAAGGACAGGAGAGCUAUUCAUUGGGCAGCAUAUAUGGGUCACCUGGAAGUUGUUGCCUUGCUGAUUAACCAUGGUGCAGAGGUGACUUGUAAGGACAAAAAGGGUUACACUCCACUUCAUGCUGCUGCAUCCAAUGGGCAGAUUAAUGUAGUGAAACACCUUCUUAAUCUAGGUGUAGAGAUUGAUGAAAUGAAUGUUUAUGGAAAUACUGCGUUGCACAUUGCUUGUUAUAAUGGUCAGGAUUCUGUAGUUAAUGAGUUGAUUGACUAUGGUGCUAAUGUUAAUCAGCCAAAUAACAGUGGAUUUACCCCCUUGCAUUUUGCUGCUGCCUCCACUCAUGGAGCUUUGUGUCUUGAACUAUUAGUGAAUAAUGGAGCAGAUGUAAAUAUUCAGAGUAAAGAUGGCAAAAGUCCACUGCACAUGACAGCUGUCCACGGAAGGUUCACACGGUCCCAAACCCUUAUUCAGAAUGGAGGUGAAAUUGACUGUGUUGAUCAGGAUGGCAAUACCCCUCUGCAUGUGGCUGCGAGAUACGGACAUGAGCUUUUGAUUAACACCCUAAUAACCAGUGGAGCUGAUGCUGCCAAGUGUGGUAUCCACAACAUGUUCCCCUUGCACUUAGCAGCACUAAACGCUCACUCGGACUGCUGCAGGAAGUUGUUGUCAUCAGGACAAAAGUAUAGCAUAGUGUCCUUGUUUAGUAAUGAGCACGUGCUGUCUGCAGGCUUUGAAAUAGACACCCCUGAUAAUUUUGGAAGAACGUGCCUCCACGCUGCUGCUGCAGGAGGUAAUGUUGAAUGUGUAAAACUCUUGCAGAGCAGUGGAGCAGAUUUUAAUAAAAAGGACAGAUGUGGGAGGACACCUUUGCACUAUGCAGCUGCGAAUUGUCAUUUUCACUGUAUUGAGACAUUGGUGACCACUGGGGCAAAUAUUAAUGAAACAGAUGAGUGGGGACGUACUGCGUUGCACUAUGCCGCUGCUUCGGACAUGGACAGAAAAAGAAAGAAUAUUUUAGGUAACUCCCAUGAAAAUGCUGAAGAACUUGAAAGAGCCAAUGAGAUGAAGGAAAAAGAAGCUGCAUUGUGCCUAGAGUUUCUGCUUCAAAAUGAUGCCAAUCCAUCAAUUCAAGACAAAGAAGGGUACAACACAGUGCACUAUGCUGCUGCUUAUGGUCAUAAACAGUGUUUAGAAUUGAUUCGAAGCAAAACUCCAUUGGAUAUACUUCUGGAAAAAACCAGCAACAUUUUUGAUGAACCAGAUUCAGUAGCUACUAAAAGUCCUUUGCAUUUAGCUGCCUAUAAUGGUCAUCAUCAAGCCUUGGAGGUACUUCUUCAGUCUCCGGUAGACCUGGAUAUUAAGGAUGAGAAAGGACGCACUGCCUUGGACCUGGCUGCCUUUAAAGGACAUGCAGAAUGUGUUGAAGCUCUCCUCAAUCAGGGUGCUUCCAUCUUGGUAAAAGAUGAUGUCACCAAAAGAACCCCUCUUCAUGCCUCAGUCAUCAAUGGUCACACACCAUGUUUGCGGCUGUUGCUGGAAGUUGCAGACAACCCUGAUGUGACAGAUGCCAAAGGACAAACCCCACUGAUGCUUGCUGUGGCUUAUGGACACAUUGAUGCUGUUUCCUUGUUACUUGAAAAAGAAGCAUCUGUAGAUGCAGCUGAUCUCUUGGGAUGCACCGCUUUACAUAGAGGGAUUAUGACUGGGCAUGAGGAAUGCGUUCAAAUGCUGUUGGAACAAGAAGUAUCUAUCUUGUGCAAAGACUCCAGAGGCAGGACACCUUUACAUUAUGCAGCAGCUCAUGGUCAUGCCACUUGGUUGAGUGAAUUGCUGCAGAUGGCAGUGUCAGAAGAGGACUGUAAUUUCAAAGAUAAUCAAGGUUAUACACCAUUGCACUGGGCUUGUUAUAAUGGUAAUGAAAACUGCAUAGAGGUACUAUUGGAACAGAAAUCGUUCCGCAAAUUUAAUGGUAAUAACUUCUCUCCAUUGCACUGUGCCGUAAUCAAUGAUCAUGAAAACUGUGCUUCACUGCUCAUUGGUGCCAUAGAUGCCAGCAUUGUCAAUUGUAAAGAUGACAAAGGAAGAACUCCACUGCAUGCAGCAGCCUUUGCCGAUCACGUGGAGUGCUUGCAGCUUCUUUUAAAUCACAACGCACUGGUAAAUGCUGCAGAUAAUUCAGGGAAAACACCACUUAUGAUGGCAGCUGAAAAUGGACAUGCAGGUGCUGUAGAUUUUUUGGUGAAUAGUGCCAAGGCUGAUCUGACUGUAAAGGAUAAGGACUUGAAUACACCCUUGCACUUGGCUAGCAGUAAAGGUCAUGAAAAAUGUGCCUUGUUAAUACUUGAUAAGAUCCAAGAACAGAGCCUUAUUAAUGCAAAAAAUAAUGCAUUGCAGACACCUCUCCAUAUUGCUGCACGAAAUGGCCUGAAAAUGGUGGUUGAGGAGUUGCUGUCCAAAGGGGCAUGUGUACUAGCGGUAGAUGAAAAUGGUCAUACGCCAGCCCUGGCUUGCGCUCCUAACAAAGACGUGGCUGACUGCCUGGCACUCAUUUUGGCUACCAUGAUGCCUUUUUCUCCUUCCAGUUCAAUGACGCCUUUCAACUUCGUUUGUUUUAAAAAAGACAAUUUAAGCAGGACACACCUCUGCGAUGGCUCCAAUAUGGCCAGCAUUAACUCUCACAAUAAACCCUUGAGUAACAAUAUAGGAACAGAGGAUGGGUACAAUGAAAAUGAUUCUGAUUCUGAGACAUUUUGACUUUGGUAAUCAAAGCUUUUUCUUAAUUGCAUUUUUUUUAAAAAAAAGCUUGAAUCCCGUACUAUAUUUUUAAAGUAUUAUUGGCCAAAACUUCUGGAAUUAGGCAUUGAAAGUAAAAGUAAAAUUGAAAGUAGUCUAGCCUUUAGUACAAAAGUUAGGGAUUUUCAAUUGGGCUGAAUUCAUAUUUAUGUUCAGUAGCUUCAGUGUCACUGUGUUUCUUUAGGUUUUCUUUCCUAAGUGCUCCUGUGAAAGUUUCUACCUCUUCUUUUAAGUGGAAAAAAAGAAAUGCCUUUUUUGACAGCACAAAUGAACAGGGAACUGUUGUAUAAAAUACUCAUGUGUCCUAGUUCUAUAGUUGGUACAAAGAUGUCUUUCCAAUGUGGCUUUAUUAGAUUCCAAGAAAGACUCCCAACUCUCUCUCGUUGUCUAUUUCCUAGUUAACACAGGUUCUGUUGAGUAGAUAAUAGCUUGUUACAAACCAAAGGUAAAGUGCAUCUUUUUAAAAAACUCCCUGUAUUACCUUCUCUAAGAGAAAUAAAACAUUUUACACUUUGCAUGUAUUAAGCACUUAAAUAUACAAAAGGCACUUUUAAAAGAUCCUAGGUACAGCACAAAAUUAGAAGAACACUGAUAUAAAAAUGUAAGGCCAAAUCCUACUUGUUUCACUCAUGCCAAUAAUUUCCCACUGACAUCAGUGGAACUAAAGGUUGAACCUCCCUAGUCUGGCACCCUCAGGACUUAAGUGGUGCCGAACCAGAGAAUUUGCUAACCCACAAGGGCUCAUUAUUUUUUAGCAGCAUUACCAACACUUCCAUUGCUUACUGAGCUCUUAGAAGACAUUUGGGGGUUAAUUAGAACUAAAUAACAGAACAGAACACUGGGAGCCAUAA